Molecule: messenger RNA, 911 nt
Organism: Benincasa hispida (wax gourd)
Lineage: Eukaryota; Viridiplantae; Streptophyta; Magnoliopsida; Cucurbitales; Cucurbitaceae
Product: Haloacid dehalogenase-like hydrolase (HAD) superfamily protein
Cellular component (GO): chloroplast
Source: RefSeq, a predicted model, not a curated record
UACUCAAAAUUCCUAUUUUAGAAUGGUUUCACCAUUUUCUGGAAAAUAGAAAUUAUGAGAUUAUCAUCAACAUCAACGUCAUGGGGAUGGUUGAAAUUCAGCCCAAUAUUCAACCCCAAAUUCCUUGCUCAGUGCCGCAAUCGGAUCUUUCCCACCAUUCAUAAUCACACAACGUUAUCUCCCAUGCCCAAUUUCUCCUCCGCCAUCUCCGCCCCCCGCCGGCGCCUCCGGGGGGUCAUCUUCGACAUGGACGGAACCCUAACUGUACCCGUCAUCGAUUUCGCCGCUAUGUAUCAAUCUGUGCUUGGCGCUGAGGAGUAUGUCAGAAUUAAAGCUCUCAAUCCAUCCGGAAUCGACAUUUUGCACAUUAUUCAGAACUGGGCACCCGAGAAACAGCGGAGGGCGUAUGAGGUAAUCGCCGAUUUUGAGCGUCAGGGAAUUGAUCGCCUUCAAAUUAUGCCCGGUGCUGCAGAGCUUUGUACCUUUCUUGAUUCCAAGAAUAUAAGGAGGGGACUAAUUACUCGCAAUAUAAAGGAAGCUGUUGAUAUUUUCCACGAGCGUUUUGGUUGGACAUUUCGUCCAGCCUUAAGCAGGGAAUUUGGUUCUUAUAAACCCAAUCCCGCUCCCUUACUUCAUAUCUGCUCUUCUUGGAAUGUCCUGCCUAAUGAAGUAAUUAUGAUUGGCGACAGCCUUCGAGAUGACGUUGGAUGUGGCAAGGGAGCAGGAGCUUUCACAUGUUUGCUAGAUGAAACAGGAAGGUACAACUCGGAGCAUUUUGCCAACUUGGAUCUCGAGCCAGAUUUUAAAGUAUCGACGCUCGGUGAAGUUCUUCAUCUUUUGGAUUCAAAUUUUGACUUGAUCCCAUGAAUGUCAAGAAAAGGCAAAAUAAGUUCCAAGUUGUCUAGUGAUUU